AUGUCAAACCCGAGCCCUCAAUCGGACGCGUCUGACUCUGAGCCUGAUGCAGGUUUCGUAAUUCGCCUAGGAAAGAUCCAAACCAUUGGCCAACUCUACCAGAGCAAGGUCUUGCAGGCAGCUGCGGCGGACGAUGUCCAUUAUAAGCCGAAUUCUACCCUGCUCGGUCGCGUCUGUCUUUAUCAAGGGAAUAUCACACGACUUGGACUGGAUUCUAUCGUCAAUGCUGCAAAUAAGAGCCUUCUAGGUGGAGGAGGAGUGGAUGGCGCUAUCCAUACCGCGGCGGGACCAAAGCUGGUCGAUGAAUGUCGUGGGCUGAAUGGAUGUCUGACUGGGCAAUCCAAAAUCACCAGAGGAUACGACCUCCCUGCUGCCCAUGUGAUCCACACAGUUGGACCUAUCUAUUCCUCUGAAAACGAGGAAGAUAGUGCUGAGCUGUUGGCGUCUUGUUACAGAACAAGCUUGCAGCUGGCAGUUGACCACUCAUUGCGACACAUUGCUUUCCCAUCGAUCUCAACGGGAAUAUAUGGCUAUCCCAUCGAAGCUGCGACUCGCGUCGCGCUGGACGAGGUUAGGAAGUUCUGCGAAUCGGAGGUCGGCGACAAGCUGGAUAGAAUUAUAUUUGUGGUCUGGAGCAACAAAGACAAGGGCGUGUACGAGAAACUAAUUCCAGAGUACUUUCCUGCCGAGUAGUUCAGGUCACGUGUAUUAUAGAAAAGUUGUAACAUGAAUGAUGCUUUUUGCUUACCUC
Laccaria bicolor S238N-H82 is the source of this 751-nucleotide messenger RNA. RefSeq lists its product as uncharacterized. The transcript has 9 exons. The record is from RefSeq and is a predicted model, not a curated record. NCBI's taxonomy places the organism in Eukaryota, Fungi, Basidiomycota, Agaricomycetes, Agaricales, Hydnangiaceae. The coding region runs from base 1 to 693 and encodes 230 amino acids.